AUGUUCGGUCGAAGACCUGCACAAUCUGACAGCUUCUCGUCUCGAUAUGGCGCAGGCAAAUCUCAGAAGCCAAAGAAAUCAUUCAAGGAAACAUCCUUCCAAACAGGGCUCAGACGUGGUGACUCUGUGAGAUCGCCGCCGUCGAAGCAUACCACAAGUCCGUCUGCUGGGAGCACGUUGACUUCACCCAUCGUCACACUUUGCGUCGGUCCACAGCAGCGCCUAUUCGCGGGCCACGAAGACAUACUUUGUCGCUCGCCCUACUUCGAGAAGGCUUGCCGUGGACAAUUCUACGAUGGGUCAGCACGACGCAUCAAUCUGCCAGACGAAUGUCCUGAAGUUUUAUCCGCCGUCCUUGAGUUCCUCUACAAGCAAGACUACUCCCCCCGCCUCAUUCACAAUAAGCGUAAGGACACCUGGGAGAUCGAAGAUGCCGACAAGUACGAAGCUACCAUUGUCCACCAUGCCGUCAAAGGCCCGCUUCUCAAAGACACCGCAAUUUACUGCUCAGCAGAUCGCUACGGCCUCUCCGAACUCAAGCGCCUCGCCCUCCGCAAACAAGGCCUGCAAUCUAACGUCACCGUCUCAACCAUCCUCGCCUCCGCCAGAUGGGCAUAUAUCCACACCCCAGACGACGACUCCAAGCUUCGUGGCCACUACCUCGCUCUGAUAAUUCGCAGCCGCAACACGUUCAAGCGCAGCAGUGCCAUGAAGACCGAGAUGGAGGAGGGAGGGAAGCUGUUCUUUGACUUGUUUGUUGCUAUGUGUAACCAUAUCGACGAUCUGCAGACUGUGCGAUCGCCCUUCUCUCGUUGA
Molecule: messenger RNA, 816 nt
Organism: Cyphellophora attinorum
Lineage: Eukaryota; Fungi; Ascomycota; Eurotiomycetes; Chaetothyriales; Cyphellophoraceae
Exons: 5
Coding region: 1-816 (271 amino acids)
Molecular function (GO): protein binding
Source: RefSeq, a predicted model, not a curated record